CACAUCUUCAUCCACUUAACUCUAGCUUCCAUUUACCAACAACAACAUUAUUGUCAUGGCUCCAAAAAACGAAAUUCUUAUAACUAUUUUCCCUCUCUUCUUUCUCUCUCUUCACCAUAUGAUUUCAUGGAGUAAUGCAAGUCCAUCAAAUACAAAUACUCCACAAAAAGAUUAUGAAGAAUGGCUAAAAUGGAAUAUUCAAAACCACCAUGAGAAAAAGCUUAAUCUAAUGAAACCAAAUGCUGGUUUAAGCUUAGAUGUUAACUUACAAAAUGCUGAGAUUGAUAAAGUAAGAUUAAGUAUUAAUCAAGAUGGAACUGGUGAUUAUAAAACUAUUAUGGAAGCACUUGAUAAUAUUCCAAUUCAUAAUGCUAGGAGAGUUAUCUUACAAAUUACUCCUGGUGUUUAUAGGGAAAAAAUACACAUACCGAAAACAAAGCCAUUCAUAAGCUUUAUAGGCGACGCAAAUAAUCCACCAACCAUAACUGGAAAUGAUACGGCCUCGGUCACUCGUGGAGGCACCGCCUUGCGCACUUUCCAAAGUGCUACCGUUGCUGUUGAUGCUGAUUACUUCAUUGCUUCCAAUAUUAUAUUCCAGAAUACGGCACCACAUGAAGGAGGCAUAAAAGGAGAACAAGCAGUGGCGCUAAGGAUAUCAGGCAACAAAGCAGCAUUUUAUGGAUGUGGGUUUUAUGGAUCACAAGAUACAUUGUAUGAUCACAAAGGUCUUCAUUAUUUUAACAAUUGUUUUAUUCAAGGCUCCGUUGACUUUAUCUUUGGCUAUGGAAGAUCACUCUAUCAGAAUUGUACAUUGAAUUCAAUAGCAAAGAAGGUGGCAUCAGUAACAGCCCAAAAGAGAAGUAAAAGUUCAAUGUCAAGUGGGUUUUCAUUCAAAGAAUGUAAUGUGACUGGGACUGGCCAAGUCUACUUGGGUAGAGCAUGGGGUGACCACUCUAGGGUUGUUUACUCUUUCUCUUUUCUAGACACUAAUAUCCUCCCUGUUGGAUGGAACAAUUGGGGAAUAUCUAAGCGUAAUUCGACUGUUUACUAUGGAGAGUACAAAUGCAGUGGGCCUGGAUCCAACAUGACAGGAAGAGUUAAGUGGGCUCGGGCCUUAACAGACCAAGAAGUUGAGCCUUUUAUUGGGACUUAUUAUGUUGAAGGGGAUACUUGGCUCAUGAGCCCAUCAACUUGAUCAAAUAUUUAAAUUUUCUUACAAUAUCCUUGUUUAUUUAGUUCAAUUCUCCAUUUACAAUUAAUGAUCUUCAAAUGAAAAUUUAUGAAAUAA
Amaranthus tricolor (Joseph's coat) is the source of this 1288-nucleotide messenger RNA. Its product is annotated as probable pectinesterase 53. Gene Ontology annotation, molecular function: pectinesterase activity. Lineage: Eukaryota; Viridiplantae; Streptophyta; Magnoliopsida; Caryophyllales; Amaranthaceae. The transcript has 5 exons. Gene Ontology annotation, biological process: cell wall modification. The record is from RefSeq and is a predicted model, not a curated record. The coding region runs from base 56 to 1195 and encodes 379 amino acids.